Molecule: messenger RNA, 216 nt
Organism: Akanthomyces muscarius
Lineage: Eukaryota; Fungi; Ascomycota; Sordariomycetes; Hypocreales; Cordycipitaceae
Exons: 3
Coding region: 1-216 (71 amino acids)
Source: RefSeq, a predicted model, not a curated record
AUGCCACUUCUCCCUGUCAGACAUGCAGGAACCGUGACUGCGGUGCAAGGGUCCAAACGGCAGGCGACCGGAACGCGAACAGCUGCCAAUUUCUCGAGAUCUCGACAAACAGAUCUGAUGUGGCCGCUCUCUAGUGCUUUCUUGAUGGGCACCGGCGUCGCGGGAGAGGCUGAUGUUGCACGGCCGAUUGAGCCAGGACGCACCUCGAAUAGUUGA